UUUAAAGUAAUUGAUUAGGUUAAUGUAUUAGGCUUUCCCAUGAGAACUGACCAACUUAUGGAGGCUUGAAUUGAAGCUGGGAGAAUGCAUCUACAAUUAACUAGUCGUAAGGUGGAGUAAGAGUGUGCAAUCAUGGCGGACCCAUUGAGCUUGCUACGGCAAUAUAACGUGAACAAGAAGGAAAUUAUAGAACGUGAAAAUCAGAUUAUUUUUGGGGAGUUUUCUUGGCCGAAAAAUGUGAAGACCAAUUACUUGACAUACGGAUCUGGCAAGGAAGGAACUCCGAAGGAGUAUUAUACCCUAGAGUGCUUGCUAUUUUUACUGAAACAUGUACAGCUCACACAUCCUGUAUAUGUACGUCAGGCAGCUGCGGAGAAUAUCCCUGUGGUGCGCAGACCUGACAGAAAAGAUUUACUGGCUUAUCUUAAUGGAGAAACGGCUACAUCAGCCGCCAUAGAUAAAUCUGCACCCUUGGAGAUUCCUACUCAGGUGAAGAGAGCCGCUGAAGAUGGACUUGAAAGUGGUUCUUCAAAGAAGCCUCGUUUCGAGGAGACUCAUGUACAGAAAGUUAAGGAACAGCUUGCAGCUCGGUUGGAUGCCCCCAAGGAAGCAUCUGUAACAGUGGAUAACAUCAAGUCUCUCUCAGAGGCGAUGUCAGUCGAGAAGAUUGCAGCCAUCAAAGCUAAACGUCUGGCCAAAAAACGCACAACCAUAAAAGAGAACGAUGACAUUGGAAUGGGGUCUGAUUUGCGCGUAAUCCUGAUGGAUGUCGAUGACACGAAGGACAUAGUCUCCAGGGAGAGGCAGUGGAGAACACGCGCGACCAUUCUGCAGAGCAGCGGGAAAAUAUUCGCGAAAAAUAUAUUCGCGAUUCUUCAAAGCAUCAAAGCUCGAGAAGAAGGCAGACAGAAAGGUCCUGCAGCUCCUACGCCUAUGGUCACCCCUAGGUCGACCCCGAUGCGUCCUCUGCCUCAGCCAGCCGUGUACAAUCGUUACGAUCAGGAAAGGUUCAUCAGGCAGAAAGAGGAAACCGAAGGGUUCAAAAUCGACACAAUGGGUACUUAUCACGGCAUGACCUUGAAGUCCGUGACAGAGGGCACAAACCCAGCAGUCAGGAAACCACCUGCGAAUCCUUCCACCGCUCCCAGUUCUGGUUUGCUACCCACUUCCGCUGCUAAGCUAACUCCACAGCAAGCAGCACAGAACAAACGACCUAGCAGGACGCCCAUUAUCAUCAUUCCUAGCGCGAACACGUCGCUGAUAACGAUGUACAACUCGAAGGAUAUACUCCAAGACCUGAAGUACGUCAGCAACGAGGAAAAACGUGCGCAGGGUUCCAAGAGGGAAAACGAGGUCCUUCUGCAACGUCGCAAAGAGGGGGGACUCACCGUGCCAUACAGGGUCGUCGAUAACCCGCAGAAACUUACCAACGCCGACUGGGAAAGGGUGGUAGCCGUCUUCGUGAUGGGUCCAGCUUGGCAAUUCAAGGGUUGGCCCUUCGAUGGCAAUCCCGUCGAAAUUUUUUCAAAAAUCUGCGCGUUUCAUUUGAAGUACGACGAGAUGAGGCUGGAUGCUAACGUGGCUAGAUGGGCUGUGACUGUAAUCGAACUGAGCAGGACGAAAAGGCAUUUGGACAGGGCUGCAUUGAUGGUGUUCUGGGAACACUUGGACAAACAUAUGAUCAAGAACAAGCCGCACCUACGAUUCUGAAUCGACUUACGUCGCGAGCAACGACGAGGACUUCCAGGCGCAAUACUUUCGUUUCGUAACAACCGAUAUGUGUACAUACGAAUGAUCGGAAUCUUGUACAUAAUUUCUUUCGCAACGAGGACGAAGGAAAGACGAGACUACUUCCUGUGUAGUUGCAUACCGACAGUAUGCAAAGAUUGAUAUCCGACGUAGUGACGCCACAUUUACAAUUGUUUCUUUCAACGCGGAACUGACGUGCCUAUUGUUCAGCGGACUAGUUAUAUUGUUGAAACUAUAACGUAGGAAAGAGACAGAGAGAGAGAGAGGGAGAGAGCUAGAAUGAUUUUUGGUAUAUUCAUAUUGCAUUGCGUACCAAAAGUGUUGUUAUUCGAAGAUCUUUAUGAAAGAACCAAAAAUAAAGAAGAACAACUAAUUCGUGUAA
Molecule: messenger RNA, 2131 nt
Organism: Megalopta genalis
Lineage: Eukaryota; Metazoa; Arthropoda; Insecta; Hymenoptera; Halictidae
Gene: hyx
Product: cell division cycle 73 hyrax
Biological process (GO): transcription elongation by RNA polymerase II; positive regulation of transcription elongation by RNA polymerase II
Cellular component (GO): Cdc73/Paf1 complex
Molecular function (GO): RNA polymerase II complex binding
Source: RefSeq, a predicted model, not a curated record